This is a messenger RNA of Clunio marinus, 237 nucleotides long. The record is from the annotation of a GenBank genome assembly. NCBI's taxonomy places the organism in Eukaryota, Metazoa, Arthropoda, Insecta, Diptera, Chironomidae.
AUGAAAGGGCAAAAACAGCAUAGUGUACAUCAACAACGUCAUCACAUAGAUGAAGUUUUGUUGUCUUGUCAUCAGACUCACUUUUCAAUGUUAUGUGACAAGAGGCAAGCUUAUUUCACUCCAAAUACUCCAAUGCUAAGCAAAAAGCACUGCUGCUGUUGUAAAGAAAGUGGGAGUAAAUGUUACAAGACUCUCAACGCAUUCAGAAAAAUGCCAUCGCAGCAUGACUCCCUUUAG